ACGAUCGUUCUGAACGGAACCUUUACCUCGAAGAUUGUUCUGGACAACAAAUACGUGGUAAGCAAUGCAGCAAAAUCUGAUGUUUAACGCAUCGCUUGUUGUGCUUGUAUUUAUUUUAUCUUUGCUACUCAACCGUCAACAGGUUUCGACACAAAUCUUCCACAGUCCGCUCGGCAAUCAACAGUUUAACCAUUAUCCGAUGAAGCUGCCAACGCACCAGUUGUGCGAUUUUGUCGAUAUGCUCCAUGAUGAAUACGGUGAAUAUCUGGUCAACAUCUACAACAUGCCGGAACGGGGCGUGUGUCCGAUAAAGCCACGGUCAGCUCACACCAUCGAUAAGGUGUUUCCGACCAAAGCCAUUCCUCCGUUUUUACCGUCAGGGCUGUGGAAAAUUUACAUCCAUACUACGCUGAAAGAGAAGGAGGUUUCAAAGUCGUCACCCCGUAGCAAGGACAGACUAUCCGGCUUUGUGGUACAGAAUAUGUCAGAAUAA
Messenger RNA from Anopheles coluzzii, 493 nucleotides. RefSeq lists its product as uncharacterized. The record is from RefSeq and is a predicted model, not a curated record. Bases 65 to 493 code for a protein of 142 amino acids. The transcript has 2 exons. Lineage: Eukaryota; Metazoa; Arthropoda; Insecta; Diptera; Culicidae.